Strongylus vulgaris is the source of this 383-nucleotide messenger RNA. NCBI's taxonomy places the organism in Eukaryota, Metazoa, Nematoda, Chromadorea, Rhabditida, Strongylidae. The record is from the annotation of a GenBank genome assembly.
UUGUAUGGGGAAAUAUUAGAAGUAAUUUCAGGACAUUACUUAUCGAAUAUCUUUUUCUUCGAAGCCGGAAACAGCACUUUCGUGAAAUCUCCCGGAGGAACGUCGACGGAAGUCCCACGCACGGAUUCCUACGAUCCUCAGUCACCUCCUCCGUGUAAUAAGAGAGUCCUGGUGCAGUUCUUGAAGUGCCGACGCAUCUCCGAUUUGAUUCGAGAAAUUCAGAUGUAUCAGAACCAACCGUACGCACUGCAAGUUGAAAAGAGCAUUCGGGAAAGUGCUUCUCAUGGUUGUCUCACUCAUAAAGUCAGCAAUUACCGUCGUUGUUUAAAGUGGCUCAAAUGUCAAAAUGACUCAUUAGCACCAAUAAUUAGUGUCUACUAAUU